Messenger RNA from Gongylonema pulchrum, 432 nucleotides. The record is from the annotation of a GenBank genome assembly. Lineage: Eukaryota; Metazoa; Nematoda; Chromadorea; Rhabditida; Gongylonematidae.
AUGGUGGAGAGCACGGAAGAGGAAUUGGAUCUUAAGGAAGGAUCGGUGAUCGAAUCCUCACGCGCCAAGUAUGUCAUUGAUGAGCUGCUGGGUGAGGGUGGAUUCGGCGCUGUCUACAAAGUCCAUGAUGCCAACAAUGCGGAGCUAAAUUAUGCGCUGAAAGUGGAGCGGAAACUGGAGACACUCUAUUCACCCGGGCCAGCUAACUCGAUCCUAACUCAAUCUGACCGAUUCAUUCAAUCCAUUCUCAACUUGCCGCAUUCAUUCAUGUCAACAGGACUUGAUCAAUUCGCUUAUUCCAUUCAAUUCUAUUAUCUCACUCAUUCGCUUAAACUUAUCUAUGCAACUGUGCCUGAAAAAAAGCAACCACUUCAACUGCCUACGAAGAAAUACCAUGCACUCAGCGUAACGAUGGCUGGUAUUAGCAGCUGA